Molecule: messenger RNA, 2532 nt
Organism: Diaporthe amygdali
Lineage: Eukaryota; Fungi; Ascomycota; Sordariomycetes; Diaporthales; Diaporthaceae
Product: vacuolar transporter chaperone 4
Exons: 2
Coding region: 1-2532 (843 amino acids)
Biological process (GO): vacuole fusion, non-autophagic; microautophagy; polyphosphate metabolic process
Cellular component (GO): fungal-type vacuole membrane; vacuolar transporter chaperone complex
Source: RefSeq, a predicted model, not a curated record
AUGCUGAUUAUCCGCGAUCUCAAGACAAGCAGAACCACCUGGCAGUCCCGCCGCCUCCACUCGACCUCGACCUACUCCAGACCCUUCAAGCGCAUCCCGCCCGGAGUCAUCGUCAUGAAGUUCGGAGAGCAGCUGCGUUCCAGCGCCAUCAAGGAGUAUCAAUGGUACUACAUCGACUACGAGGGGCUCAAGGCCGACCUUAAGAAGUCAAGCGGCCCUGUCGUCGAACAAGCCGCCCAAGGCAGUGGUGCAAAGGGGGCCAGGAAGGGCAAAGGAAAGGCCAAGAGGCAGUGGACAGAGGAUGACGAGAGUCGUUUCGUAUACCGGCUCGAAGGGGAGCUGCAGAAGGUCUACCAGAAACAACAACUAAAGACUAUUGAGAUCCAACGUCGGAUUCAGGCCAGCGAGCGCGACGUCAAUGAUAUUGUCUCAAGGCUGAACGAGCGCCGGGCUGGCGAAGAUGGCCCAACUGAUGAGGAGUUUAUGGUGCUCGAAGAGGACUUGAGCGACAUUAUCGCCGAUGUCAACGACCUGGCCAAGUUCAUCCAGCUAAAUUAUACCGGGUUCUACAAGAUCAUGAAGAAGCAUGACAAGAUUACCGGCUGGCACAUACGACCCGUGUUCGAGGCGCGCAUGAAGGCAAAGCCUUUCUACAAGGAUAACCACGACGAGCUGUUGGUUGACCUGUCCAAGCUCUACGACCUCGUCCGCACCAAGGGCAAUCCGAUCAAAGGUGACAGCGCCGCUGGUGGCAGCCAGGCAAACUUCAUCCGUAAUACGACCAAGUACUGGGUGCAUCCGGACAACGUCACCGAGGUGAAGCUGAUUAUCCUCAAGCACCUACCGGUCCUGGUCUUCAACGCUAACAAGGAGUUCCACCCGGAUGAUUCUGCUAUUACCUCAAUCUACUAUGACAACCCAGAUACCUGGGAACUGUAUGAGGGCCGGCUCAAGAAGACUGAAGGAGCCGAGGCCAUCCGUCUGCGAUGGUAUGGAGGCAUGAGCACCGACAAAAUCUACGUUGAGAGAAAGACUCACCGUGAGGAUUGGACCGGCGAAAAGUCCGUCAAAGCCCGUUUUGAGGUACGCGAGAAGCAGGUCAACCCGUAUAUGAGGGGUGAAAUGCUUCCAGCAGCUGUGAUGGAGAAACAGCGGAAGACGGGCAAGAAACCGCAGUCAGCCUAUGACGAGGAUGAGAAAUUGGCGCAGGAAGUGCAAUGGGAAGUUCUGAAGAAGGGCUAUGAACCCGUCUGCCGAAGCUUCUAUCACCGGACCGCUUUCCAGCUUCCGGCCGACGCAAGAGUCCGUAUCUCACUUGACACGGACUUGACCUUGGUCCGAGAAGACAACCUGGAAGGUCGAAAGAGGAGUGGCGACAACUGGCGUCGUAUGGAUAUUGGCGUUGAUUACCCCUUCUCCCAGCUGCCACCAGAAGACAUCUGCCGGUUUCCUUAUGCGGUGCUGGAGGUCAAGCUUCAAACACAGGCUGGCCAGCAGGCACCUGAAUGGGUGCGUCAACUGGUGUCCAGUCACCUAGUGGAGGCUGUACCCAAGUUUUCCAAGUUCAUCCACGGCUGCGCUACGCUGUUCCCGGAUCGGAUCAAGUUGCUCCCCUUCUGGUUGCCCCAGAUGGACGUUGACAUCCGCAAGCCUGCCACGCACAACUUCGGCAUCCAGCGUGGUGGUCACUCCGGUACUACGGGCACGUCGGAGGAUGAAGACGAUGAUUUCGACUCGGAUGACGAGGAGGCAAGACCAGCUCCGCGGGGCCAGGAAAAUAACAACAACGGCGGUACCACCAAUGGGUUAUCGCCGGAGACGGGCGCGCACGGAGCUGCGGUAGCACACAGAUUACGUCAAGCGCAAGCGGAUGGGUCCACGGAUGUUGAAGAUCAGACGCGACUUUUGCCCGCAAACGACGAUGCGUAUGAGCUCUACGAAUCCGAUGAGGAAGAGGAGGAACAAGACCGGUUGGAAGAGGCUAGGAGAGUAGGCGGUCUGACGUACGCGUCCACGUUGGUCCAGACAAAAGCGAAGGCGGCCGGUCGUGGCUUGUCCAAGCUAGGCGGCAUUGUGAACAACAUUAGAUCUGGAAGCGAAAUCCCGGUACACGAAAGGACCAUCGCACUAUACGGGACCACCCAAGUGCAGAACAAAAAGUUCGUUGCGCCUCCAGGGAAGAAGAUCUAUGUGCCCGUAAGGGUGGAGCCCAAGGUAUACUUCGCGGCUGAAAGAACCUUCCUCAACUGGCUCGAGUUCUCCAUCUAUAUUGGAACCAUCGCCACGACCCUUCUUAACUUCGGUAGCAAACCGACAAAGAUUUCUUUUGUUGUCUCGGGCAUCUUUACCCUUGUAGCUAUUGCGGCCCUCCUAUACUCGGUUGGGACAUACAUCUAUCGAAGCCGGUCGAUUCGUGCCCGUAAGGCGGCCAAGUUCUAUGACUGGUGGGGGCCGUCGCUUCUGUGCUCAGCUCUCGUGGUUGGUGUCAUCGCGAAUUUCGCCUUCGAGGGAUAUGAACGGAAUUGGUGGUAA